AUGGCCGCCAUCAAAGCGCUGCAGCAGUGGUGCCGGCAGCAGUGCGAGGGCUACCGGGACGUGAGCAUCGCCAACAUGACCACGUCGUUCCGGGACGGCCUGGCCUUCUGUGCCAUCCUGCAUCGCCACCGGCCUGACCUCAUAGACUUUGAUGCUCUCAGGAAGGAAAAUGUCUAUGAAAACAACAAGCUGGCUUUCCGUGUGGCUGAGGAACAGCUGGGCAUCCCGGCCUUGCUGGACGCCGAGGACAUGGUGGCCCUCAAGGUGCCCGACAGGCUGAGCAUCCUCACCUACGUGUCGCAGUACUACAACUACUUCCACGGGCGCUCCCCCAUUGGAGGCAUGGCCGGCAUAAAGAGGCCCCUGUCAGACUCCACGGUGGAACCGUCUGGGAAGAAAGCCCUAACCCCCCAGCUGCCCUCGCCCAGCCCAGCCCGGGGCCCGCCACUGUCCCCAGCCAGGACCAACCCCAUGGUCCAGGGAAGGGCGGCGGCGGCACGGGACACUCCACCAAAGCCUGGCUCGGCCCCUGCUGGAGGCUCUGUCAGCAGCACCUGCGUGGCGUGCGGCAGGCAUGUGCACCUCGUGCAGCGACACCUGGUGGACGGCAAGCUCUACCACCGGAACUGCUUCAGGUGUAAGGAGUGCUCCGGUACGUUGCACUCAGGUGCCUACCGGGCGACGGGGCAGCCAGGUGUCUUCGUCUGCACCAGCCACCACCCUGUCUCUGCCGGCCCCACGCCGCCAGGCCUGGCCCACAAACAGUCAGGGUCUGCCCCCGUGGACUCCAGGCCCCUCGGCACCCCACAGAAGGCCCAGGAGGGUAACAGGCCGCGAGAGGCAGGCCUGGAGGCCAGGCAGCCAGCCCGGGAGCCUACGGUGGGCUGCUCAGAAGCCCGAAGUUCCGGUCCGUCAGCACCCGACCCUCCUGCCACCGCUGCUGCCUCCUCUCAUGUUCAUGGAGGGAGCCCUGCCACGCCCCAGCUCCCCAUGGGACCUGUGGCCACCAGACCCCCAUUCAAGGCCAGCACACAAGUGACCAACAGUUCACCAAUGGGGUGGCCCCCUCUGGCACAGGGUACAGUGACAGCCAAGCCUCAACCUGUGUGGCCCCUGCGAGCCCGGGACCCCCGCCCAGCUGUGCCACAGGUCCAGGUGGCCCCUCGGACAACAGCUCCUCCGACCAAACCCAACCGGAGCCCAGUGUCUCCGGGCCCCAUGGACCCUCCAGCCUGGACGCCCUCGGCCUCCAGGACCCAGCAGGCCCGGGAGAGGUUCUUUCAGGUCCCGAGCAACAGCCCGGCCAGCCGGGCGCCGGGCAGGGUGGCUCCAGUGGACACACCUGCAGGGGACAGCAGCCGGGAGCAGGCACUCAGCUUCCUCAGGGAGGCCCUUCCGCGGCUCGUGGAGGCGCCCGGCAGGAAGAGCCCAGUAGCCACCCUGAGGAGCAGCAGGGCUGACGUGGGCUCCAGCGUGAAGCCCCAGGAGCCCCUGGCUGUGAAGGGUCCGAGCGCCAGCCCCCAGGAGGGCCCGGCGGGGUGGAGGGCCCGCCUGAAACCUGUGGAGAAGGGCAGCCCCGCUGAGAGGUCUGUGGAGCGGAAGGGGCCCCAGGCCCCCAAAGAGUUGAAGGUGGGGGAUGCACCCAAGGUGGUGUCAGGGAGCUCCGAGGGGGGUGUCUGCAUCACACUGACCCUCGUGCAGCCUGACAGGACCUCUGGACCCAAUGUCUCAGCCGCAUCCCCCUCCCCGUCCCCCCGCAGGAGGCUGGUUGUCCCUGCCAGCCUGGACGUGAGUGGGGCCUGGCUGUUACCCGAGCCCUCGAAGCAGGAAGCCCCGACCCCCAGCCGGAAGGAGGCAGAAGCCCACCCUCGGGACAAGCCAGGGAGACCCCUGGGUCCGGCCGGCAUCCCUGCCCCGUCCCGCAAGGCCUCGUUGAGGCCUCCCCCAGAGCACGUGCCCCAGGAGGAGAUCCAGCGGCAGGUGCAGGGCAUCGAGAAGCAGCUGGACGCACUGGAGCUCAGGGGCGUGGAGCUGGAGCAGCAGCUGCGGGCGGCCGAGGGAGAUGCCUCCGAAGACAGGCUCAUGGUGGCCUGGUUCCAGCUCAUCCAUGAGAAGCAGCUGCUGCUGAGGCAGGAGUCAGAGCUGAUGUACAAGUCCAAGGACCAGCGCCUGGAACAGCAGCAGCUAGGCCUGGAGGAGGAGUUGCGGCGACUGAUGAACAAGCCUGAGGCCCUGAAGUCGCCCCGGGACCGGGAGCGGGAGGACAAGCUGCUGAACCAGUACGUGAGCACGGUGAACGACCGAAGUGACAUUAUCGACUUCCUGGACGAGGACCGGCUCAGGGAACAAGAGGAGGACCAGAUGCUGCAGGACAUGAUCCAAAAACUGGGGAGCCAGAGGAAGAAGUCCAGGUUCCGGUUGUCCAGUAUCUGGGCCCCAAGGAGCAAAGGCACCCCGGAUCCCGCACAGAUGUGCUCGGUGGCCAGGGGCCCAGCACUGACCAGCUGGGCUUUGCCUGGUCACAACGGCGUGGGCAUUGGGCGUUUCCCAGCCUGGCUGCACUCCCAGGAGAUGGAGGGCUGUGGCAAACUGAAGUGCAGGCUGCGUGUCCCCAGCCACUGA
Messenger RNA from Orycteropus afer afer, 2622 nucleotides. The record is from RefSeq and is a predicted model, not a curated record. NCBI's taxonomy places the organism in Eukaryota, Metazoa, Chordata, Mammalia, Tubulidentata, Orycteropodidae.